Prunus armeniaca (apricot) is the source of this 771-nucleotide messenger RNA. The record is from the annotation of a GenBank genome assembly. Lineage: Eukaryota; Viridiplantae; Streptophyta; Magnoliopsida; Rosales; Rosaceae.
AUGGCCGCAAUGGAUAGAUUCUCCUCAGAGCUACGGACACUCUUUCAGGAGAGGAUUCCGGUGACAUCGUCCGCAACGCCUCUCAGAGCCGGACAGAGAAGCCAAGAGCGCCAGAGGUUUGAGCCCUACGGCGAAAGCAGUAGCCUCGGCGACUUUGGCCGCACCCAAGCGUCAGGCUACGGCCAGCAUUCUCAGCCGCCGACAAAUAGCUGGGGGCAAUCCCAGCCAACAUGGGUAAAUCCCAGACCGACUUGCUCGGCAGAGACGGCGUACGGCUCACUCCAUGCUUUGGCGGUGUCACUGGGGCAAAGCAGCGCCACACAGUCCGCGGUCCAGCAGCGUGGCCCAGUUCACACUAUGGCCAUCCAGACCCAUCCCGGCCCAAGCAACUCGACCGUUGCUUCGUCACAGCAAUACGAUCAGAGUAAUUCGACCGUUUCACCAUUACAUACGUCGUUAUUGCCGUCAGGCUCCCAUCUUCAGUACGGUUCGGCCGUUCCAACAACAACGCAUACGCACCCUGGUCAAACCUACGGCGCAUAUCUGGUAUCGCCCAGCUCGGUCGCAACGGCCCAAACCCCCCGUUCAAGUGGCCCAGCAGGUAAGGCCAUAGAACGAGGGGCAACAAGUUCCACGGCCAGUCGCGGCCCAACAAGAAGCGCCCCAUCAGGGGCUCCGAUUCGAAGACGUCCGGUGAAUGAUCGAGGACGGCCUGGCUCAGAGGCGCCUGGAAGCGCCAAGGUAUACCAAACCAUACCCGCCAGAAAUUGA